Molecule: messenger RNA, 1282 nt
Organism: Trifolium pratense (red clover)
Lineage: Eukaryota; Viridiplantae; Streptophyta; Magnoliopsida; Fabales; Fabaceae
Product: plasmodesmata-located protein 1-like
Exons: 2
Coding region: 120-986 (288 amino acids)
Biological process (GO): transport of virus in multicellular host; plasmodesmata-mediated intercellular transport
Cellular component (GO): plasmodesma
Source: RefSeq, a predicted model, not a curated record
AAAAAAACUUUUUGUUUUCCUUCUUUUUCCUUUCUUUCAUCUGCAACAGCAUACAAAUACCCAUCAGAGUCGGUGAAAAAUCAAACAAAAAAAACGUUACUUUCUUUUCAAUCUCGCAAAUGGGUAUCCUCAGAACAAAACAAACACUCUCAUUUCUCAUUCUAUUCAAUCUUUCAUCACUUGUUUUCACAACAACCGAUAACACAAACGUUGUCUACAAAGGUUGUUCAGAGCAAAAACUACCACAACAAUCUUCACCAAAUCUCCAAUCACUGCUAUCAUCUCUUGUAUCAGCAUCAGCACAAAAAACUUUCGCCGCCACAACCACCGGCGACGGUCAAAGCGCAGUCACUGGUGUUUACCAAUGCAGAGGUGACCUUUCAACUUCUGAUUGUUAUCUUUGUGUCAGCAAAAUUCCAAGAAAGAUAAGUAAGCUUUGCGGCGAAGUUGCGGCGGCGAGAAUUCAGCUCAGUGGAUGUUAUUUAAGGUACGAGGUUGUUGGGUUUAAGCAAGUUCCUAUGACUCAAUUGCUUUAUAAGGUUUGUGGUUCAAAGAAAGUUAAUGAUGGUGUUGGGUUUGAGGCUAAGAGGGAUUCUGGUUUUGGAAUGGUGGAAAAUGGUGUGAAGAAUGGUGGGAAUUUGUUCUAUACAGGGAGUUAUAUGUCUUUGUAUGUUUUGGGUCAAUGUGAGGGUAGUUUGGGAAAUGGUGAUUGUGGUGAUUGUAUUAAGACUGCUGAAGAACAAGCUAAAUUGGAAUGUGGUGAUUCAAUUUCAGCUCAGAUUUAUUUGUUUAGUUGCUUUAUCAGUUAUAGUUUUUAUCCCAAUGGAGUUUCUAGCACAUCUUCUUCCUCUUCAGGAUCAGGAGGGAAUCCACACACAGAGAGGACAGUGGCUCUAGCAGUUGGAGGAGUAGCAGCUGUUGGAUUCUUCGUUGUUUGUUUGAUGUUUCUUAGAUCAGUGCUUAAGAAAAAAGGUGGAAAGUAUUGAGGUUGAAUUGGGUUGUAUAUACCUUAAGAUUCAUAGAUCUAAUUUUAGAAUCUUAUUUAGGUGAAAAAAAUACCUUGAACCUUCGUAUAGUUCUGAUCAAAGGAAUUAAAAAGGGAAUUCUUAUGAUGAGUAGUACUGAAUCUGAUUUGUGGUAUGAAUGAAUGAAGAGAAAAGAGAAAAGUGUUAAGUGUGAGACAAAAGUUUAUUGGGACAUGUGUGAUUACAUCUUUUGUCUUGUCCCCACACCAUAUGACUUUAGUCUUUAGCAAAAUGAGAUUAUGACAUAUUUACAUCUC